CUUUGAAGAGUCAUGUUUGAGCUCAGAACAUAUUGUGCUGAUAAAACAUGGGUUGGAAUAUGGAUCGGCUGUACAGGCAGGCAGAGUCUGUUGGCUCAUAUACUAUGGAAACUGUUUCCUGGUUUUUCUACUCCAUCUAUGAAAGAUACGGCAUCUUGGCCCCGCCAGGAAAGCCAGAAACUUCAUGGAAGUGCAGUGUCACAGGGGACAGGAAAGGAAGCCACUCUUGCCUGUCAGCCAGCCCCAUGGUGGAAGAAGAAUGUGGACACAGUCCCCAGAAGAAUCCCACAAGGCAGUUGCCCCUGGACUGCGUACAAGGGCCGACAGAAGGUCUGAAGGAGAAAGAGCUCACCACGAAGAGAUUGCAGCUCCUUCUGGUGGGGAAAACAGGAAGCGGGAAAAGUGCAACCGGAAAUAGCAUCCUUGGCAGGCAAGUAUUUGAGUCCAAAAUCAGCGCUACACCAGUAACCAGGAUCUUCCAGAAAGGGAGCAGAGACUGGAAUGGAAAGGUGUUUGAGGUGAUCGACACCCCAGACAUUUUGUCACAUCAGCACCUGCCUGAGGUAGCAGCUGAGAAGAUCUGUGGAGUCUUGGACUCUCCAGGGCCCCAUGCAGUGCUCCUGGUGAUACAGGUGGGCCAGUACACAGCAAAGGACCAGGAAGCUGCCAGGCGCCUCCAGGAGAUCUUUGGAGAAGGGAUCCUGGCUUACACCGUCCUGGUGUUCACUCGGGAGGAGGACCUAGACGGGGGAUCCUUGGAAGAAUAUAUCCAAAACAACAACAACAAGAGCCUGGAUGAUCUGGAUGUCGCAUGUGAGAGGCGACAUUGCGGCUUCAACAAUAGGGCCCAAGGGACUAAGCAGAAGGCCCAGCUGCAGGACCUCAUGGAGAAAAUCGAAUUGAUCCUGUGGGAGAACGAGGGCCGCUGUUACACCACAGAACUUCCAAAUGUUCCCAGCAAAACAGUUUAGCUGCAGAGCAGGCUUCUGAGGAGGAUCCCUCGAGGAGUCCUGGCUGGAAAGGCUGUCGCAGAUCCAGAUGGCCUCCGAGAAGACCUGUAGGUAUCUGAUAGGGAGGGCAUCCAUGUGGGCCGACCAUAAGCAGGGGUAUCUUAGUUAGUGUUCUAUUGCUGUAAAGAGACACCAUGACCAUGGCAACUCCUAUAAAAGGAAGCAUUUAAUUAGGACUUGCUUACAGUUUCAGAGGUUUAGUCCAUUUUCAUCAUGGCAGGAAGCGUGGUAUGCAGGCAGACAUGGUGCUGGAGAAUUAGCUGAGAGCUCUACAUCCAGAUCCUUAGGCAGCAGGAAGAGGGAGACUCUCUCCCAUGCUCACUCCUUCGGGGCUGACUCACCCACACCUCAGCCAACAGGGUUGUCUCUAUUGUGUUGCUCUGGCGAGAUGCAGGGCCUGCCCUCCUGAGUAUUAUAGCUGGAGGGGCACAGAGGCAGCUCUCUCACUCUUGUUACCUCAGGGACAGCUCUCCCACCUGCCUUAGGUGCUGAUGGGUGGAGGGGGGGAAGGGCAUCUCUCCCCAGCCCAUGCCACCAUAUGGCAGAUGAAGGGUGGGGCCAGGUCUCUCACAGGUUCUCAGGGUUGGCUCAUCUGUGCCCUUGUAACAGGAUCAGCUCUGCUGUGCUGUCCAGAUGACGUGCAGGGCUGGUAAGGGGGUCAGCUCCCUCACCAGCUGGAGGUAGGAGGGGGUAGGUGGAGGACGUCUUUCCCUCAUCCCCACCACCUCACCACAGAUGAAGGAGGCAGUACCAGCUAUGUCCCUCUCACGCUCUCAGGGCUGCUGUUCCGUGCCGUCUACAGGGUCAGCUCUACUGUGCUGCCCAGGUGAGGUGCAUGGCCUGUUCUCUUGAGUGCCAACUGGUGAGGAGUCCAGUCAGGUCCCUCACCUGCUGCAGGUGGUGAGGGGUGAAGGGAGGAGGGCAUCUUUUCCUCACCCAUACCACCACAUGGGAUGUGAGAAGGGCGUGACCUGCCCUCCCAUUACCAUGCCCUCAGGGCCAUCUCACCCAUGGCCCUGCACAUGGGGUCAGCUUUAUUGUGCUGACCAGGUGAGGUGUAGGACCCUCUCUCCUGAGUGCUUGAGCCGGAGAGUGGAAGGACCAGUUCUCCCUAGAGUUGUGCCCGUGGGGUCAGGGCCAACUCUGUACAGCCCUGUCCUCUCAGCUUUUGGUGGUAUAAGGGGCCAGGGACAUCAACAGAGACCACCGCUGUGUCAAGCCAGGAACCCAGAUGUGGGUCUCAGCAGCAGCCCAGGCCCAGACAUCACCUUGGCCAUCAAGCCCCUCACCUCAGCCCACUCGCUUCCUCUCUCACCUCUUCAGACAUGCCUCUGUCCACAGGACAUGAACCAUUCUCUCUCUCUCUCUCUCUCUCUCUCUCUCUCUCUCUCUCUCUCUCUCUCUCUCACCACACCAUAUCUCUGCUCACUCUAAUAGUGCCCCUCUGGCUAGUGCUGCAAAGUGCUAGGUGUGCCUGUGUUUUCUCCUUGGAGACUGGGGUGGAGAGCACCAAGCCUGUACAUGGGUCUCCUUUUCCUGCUCACUUAGCCAUGAUGCUGGGCUGGGCCAUGCUUCCUCAUCACAAAGAGAUCCUAACAUGCCCAGCCGCCCUGUGGGUGCAGAGGCUCUACUGAAGUCCUAUGGCAGGUUGGGUCUAGAAGGUGCUUGGCUGAGUUCCACCUGCCCCGGCCACAUACCGAGGGGUCGGAGGCAUUGGGGGAGUCCCUCGGUGGGCCCUAAAAUGAAUAUUUUUUAAAAAAGAAGAUAAGGGCAUUGUUUACUUUGUUGCUCUAAUAAAAUACAAUGAGCAAAAGCUA
Peromyscus californicus insignis is the source of this 2827-nucleotide messenger RNA. RefSeq names its product GTPase IMAP family member 6-like. The record is from RefSeq and is a predicted model, not a curated record. Gene Ontology annotation, molecular function: GTP binding. Gene Ontology annotation, cellular component: cytosol. The transcript has 3 exons. The coding region runs from base 48 to 971 and encodes 307 amino acids. Lineage: Eukaryota; Metazoa; Chordata; Mammalia; Rodentia; Cricetidae.